CACAGCCUGUGUUUCUGAUUUACAAAUCUUCCUCUUUCUCACCACAGGAUCAUGGCACAGACAUUGGGGAUGUUUCAGAGAGGAAGAAGUUGAGAGGGUCUGAACUGCAAACCCUUCCAUUGGUAUCUGGACAAUGUGUAUCCAAUGUUAGACCCCCUGGGUGACUUGCUUGGUUAUGGAGUUCUGGUCAAUGACCUGAAGAUGGAUCUCUGUAUAGAUCAAGUCCCAGUUCCGGGGAACACACCUAUUUUACAUGGAUGCAAUUAUUUUACUCCACAGAACUGUUAUUAUCGAGCCAGCGGAGAGAUCUACAUUGGAGGCUUCAAGUCUCACAAGUACAACAGUAAUCGCUGUCUGGUGGACAUUGGCACUCAAACCCCAGGACUGUAUGAGUGCAAGGAGGCCAAGCAGAAGGGAUUCCACAUGCUCUGGGAAUUUCAACAGGGAAAAGCCAUCCAGAACAGACAGACAAAGAGAUGUCUGGAGAUAGCCCCAGGCGAGGACACUUUCUACCAGCUCAUCAUUCAGGAGUGCAGUGGGCAGCACUGGAAAAUACAGAAUGUGAUAAAAGACUUCUGAUACACUGAGAUGUCUAGGCCUACUGUACCAUAGACAAUACAGCAGGACUAUAGGAGUUAUCAUCAUGCUUUGAAAAGCCAAUCGGUAGUCAUCAGUGAGAUGACUGUGUGAUCUUAGUGAGCUUUUGGUUGUACAUAG
This is a messenger RNA of Oncorhynchus kisutch (coho salmon), 717 nucleotides long. Its product is annotated as polypeptide N-acetylgalactosaminyltransferase 18-like. The transcript is spliced from 4 exons. Bases 145 to 579 code for a protein of 144 amino acids. NCBI's taxonomy places the organism in Eukaryota, Metazoa, Chordata, Actinopteri, Salmoniformes, Salmonidae. The record is from RefSeq and is a predicted model, not a curated record.